CGUUCGGCGCGUCAGUGGGCGAGAGUCUGGUGGUGGGUGCGGAGCCUGCGGCCGUUCCCGCGGCCUCCUCCUUCUCCCCGUUCCCCUCACCCCCAUCCCAUACCCCUUUCCCCAUCCCGGCUCCGUCACCCCCCUGCCCCCCCCCCCUCAGGACAAGAAUGCCUUGCCCGGAACAACCCAGCAGCGCCUAGAUGGCUUUGGUCACGGUCCAGCGGUCGCCUACCCCCAGCACCACCUCCAGCCCCUGCGCCUCGAGCUCUCAUUUGGAAGACAGUGAAUCAGCAGUGUUACUUUGCCGUGAAUGUGAAGAAUCAGAUAUCUUUAGUGGUUCCAAUGAGGCAGACAGUGGGGAGGAGGAAUGCCGGUCACAGCCCCGGAGCAUCAGUGAGAGCUUUCUAACUGUCAAAGGUGCUGCGCUUUUUCUACCACGGGGAAAUGGCUCAUCCACACCAAGAAUUAGCCACAGACGCAACAAGCAUGCAGGUGAUCUCCAACAGCAUCUCCAAGCAAUGUUCAUAUUACUCCGACCAGAAGAUAAUAUCAGGCUGGCUGUAAGACUAGAGAGUACUUACCAGAAUAGAACACGCUAUAUGGUAGUGGUUUCAACUAAUGGUAGACAAGACACUGAAGAAAGCAUCGUCCUAGGAAUGGAUUUCUCUUCUAAUGACAGUAGUACUUGUACCAUGGGCUUAGUCCUGCCCCUCUGGAGUGAUACCCUAAUUCAUUUGGAUGGUGAUGGUGGGUUCAGUGUAUCAACGGAUAACAGAGUGCAUAUAUUCAAACCUGUAUCUGUACAGGCAAUGUGGUCUGCAUUACAGAGUUUACACAAGGCUUGUGAAGUGGCCAGAAUGCAUAAUUACUAUCCAGGCAGCCUGUUUCUCACCUGGGUGAGUUAUUACGAGAGCCACAUCAACUCAGAUCAAUCGUCAGUCAAUGAAUGGAAUGCUAUGCAGGAUGUGCAGUCCCACCGGCCUGACUCUCCAGCUCUCUUCACAGACAUACCAACUGAACGUGAGCGAACAGAAAGAUUAAUUAAAACCAAAUUAAGGGAGAUAAUGAUGCAGAAGGAUUUGGAGAAUAUCACAUCCAAAGAGAUACGAACUGAGUUGGAAAUGCAAAUGGUGUGCAACUUGCGAGAAUUCAAGGAAUUUAUAGAUAAUGAAAUGAUAGUGAUCCUUGGCCAAAUGGAUAGCCCUACACAGAUAUUUGAGCAUGUAUUCUUGGGCUCAGAAUGGAAUGCCUCCAAUUUAGAGGAUUUACAGAACCGAGGGGUGCGGUAUAUCUUGAAUGUCACUCGAGAGAUAGAUAACUUCUUCCCAGGAGUCUUUGAGUAUCAUAACAUCCGAGUAUAUGAUGAAGAGGCAACAGAUCUCCUGGCUUACUGGAAUGACACUUACAAAUUCAUCUCUAAAGCAAAGAAACAUGGAUCUAAAUGCCUUGUGCACUGCAAAAUGGGGGUGAGUCGCUCAGCCUCCACUGUGAUUGCCUAUGCAAUGAAGGAAUAUGGCUGGAAUCUGGACCGGGCCUAUGACUAUGUGAAGGAAAGGCGAACAGUGACCAAGCCCAAUCCCAGUUUCAUGAGACAACUGGAAGAGUACCAGGGGAUCUUACUGGCAAGCAAACAGCGGCAUAACAAGCUCUGGAGAUCUCAUUCAGAUAGUGACCUCUCAGACCACCAUGAACCCAUCUGCAAACCAGGGCUAGAACUCAACAAGAAGGAGAUCACCAGCUCAGCAGACCAGAUUGCUGAGGUGAAGACCAUGGAGGGUCACCCCUCCAUACCACCCGUCUUUGUGGAACAUGUUGUCCCACAGGAUGAACAUCAGAAGGGUCUGUGUACCAAAGAAAGAAUGAUCUGCUUGGAGUUUACUUCUAGGGAAUUUCAUGCUGGACAGAUUGAAGAUGAAUUAAAUCUAAAUGACAUCAAUGGAUGCUCAUCAGGGUGUUGUCUCAAUGAAUCAAAAUUCCCUCUUGACAACUGCCAUGCAUCCAAAGCCUUAAUCCAACCUGGACAGGCCUCAGAAAUUGCCAGCAAGUUCCCAGACUUAACAGUGGAAGAUUUGGAGACAGACGCACUGAAAACAGAUGUGAAUGUCCACUUGCUGCCUUUGGAAGAGUUAACAUCUCGCCUAAAAGACCUUCCCAUGUCCCCUGACCCUGAAUCUCCGAGCCCCCAACCCAGCUGCCAGGCUGAAGUCUCAGAUUUCAGUACAGAUCGCAUUGAUUUCUUUAGCGCCCUAGAAAAGUUUGUAGAGCUGUCCCAAGAAACCCGAUCCCGAUCCUUUUCCCACUCAAGGAUGGAAGAGCUGGGUGGAGGAAGGAGUGAGAACUGUCGACUCUCAGUGAUGGAAGUCACCCCUUCUGAAGUGACAACCGAUGACCAGAGAAGCAGCUCUUUGAGUAAUACUCCCCAUGCAUCUGAAGAAUCUUCAAUAGAUGAGGAACAGUCAAAGGCAAUCUCAGAACUGGUCAGCCCAGACAUCUUCAUGCAAUCUCACUCAGAAAAUGCAAUUUCGGUCAAAGAAAUCGUUACUGAGAUCGAAUCCAUCAGUCAAGGAGUCGGACAGAUUCAACUGAAAGGAGACCUCCUAUCUAACCCAUGCCACACACCAAAGAAGCACACUAUCCAUGAGCUACCCCUUGAAAGGGCCCAUGCCCUAGAGAACAGACCUGGAAAUCUGGAGCAGAGUGAGGGUUCCUACGCAGCCCAGCUUGAACUAGCCAAAGACUCAGGGAAGUGGGACCUUGAAGGCUGCCUGACGACACACUCAUCGACCACAGAAUUAGAAGAAGAGGAACCAGCUGAGGAGGAACAAGAGCUCUGGGGCCCAGGAAUGCACCCAGGUGCCAAGUGGUGCCCUGGGUCUGUGAGGCGAGCCACCUUGGAGUUUGAAGAGCGCUUGCGACAAGAGCAAGAGCACCACGGUGCUGCCCCUGGUUGUACCUCAUUGUCUGUUCGCAAGAAUUCCAAGAAUGAUUCUUCUGUAGCAGACCCAGCACCAAAAGGGAAAAGUGAUGAAGCUACCCUUGAACAUUCUUUUAUCCCCAAGGAACCAGAGAUUAACAAGUGCAAAGGGAAAUGCGGUGGGUCUGAAACUGGUUCACUACCCCAUUCUGAGCAAAAUUCCAUUGUUCUAGCGCCUGAGCUGCUGGUGUUUCAGGAACGCCCGGGGUCAGAUACUAGAACAAACCAGGAAGGAGUCCUGAGGGAGCAGAGGACUGUGGUUUCAUGCCAGGGAUCAGAGACACAGGCGGUCCUUCUUUCCCUUCCCAAGAAGGUGGAAAUCUUUGAGUCUACCCACACAGUUACACCCCCUGAUCACCCUGGGCUGGGGGGUGAAAGAGCCACCAGCAAAAAGAGUGGGGAGCAAGGGCUGAGGAAAGUGAAAGUGGAGGACUCCAUCACCAUCCUCUGUGCACUGGAUGAAAAUCUGAACAGGACUCUGGGCCCCACCCAGGCUCCUCUGCACCCCAACGUGCUACCUCUGUCUCAUUCUUCCCCUCCUGAGCACGACAGCCCCACCGACAUGACCUCUACCCUGGGCAGCCCUGAGGACUGGGACAAGAACCUGUCAACAGCCCCAGACACAGGAGUGUCUUCUGUCAGUCACACAACCCAUGUACCAUCUGCCAACUUGGAUUAUGCACCUCCCCAGACCGUUGUUCACCUGGAAGGCUUCACAGAGCAAACCAGCACCACAGACAAUGAGCCCUCAUCAGAGCAGGGUAGCUGGGAAGAAAGUCAGGAGGGCCCCUUUUCUGGUGGCAGUGAAGUGCCAUCUGAGGACUCACAGCUAACCAGCAAAGACCCAGGCAAACUCGAAGACAAUAGUGGGGGGUUACAAGAAAAACUGGACCCAUUUCUCAUAGCCUGUCAACUCCCACAUAGCUCUAGUAGUGACAAUAUAAAGGGUCUCAGCAAUAGCCCCAGUGUGGUGAAGGAGCGCACUAAAGAAAUCGAGUCCCGAGCGAUUUGCCAGGGAGGGCUCACCAAACCAUCCCAAAUGAGGCAUUCGGCUUCCCUUGCCAAGUUGGGUUACUUGGACCUCUGUAAAAACUGUUUAUCAGAGAGAGAGCCUGUCUCCUCUGAUCCCCCUCAUCUCAAACUGCUCCAGCCCUUCAUCAGAACGGAUGCAGGCAUGCAUGCCAUGGAGGCCCAGGAGCCCUCAGAAUGCCCGGAUGCCCCCCAGAACCUAGAGCCCACCAAGUAUUUUAUAGAGCAACUCAGAACAACAGAGUGUAUUGCGCAGAGCAAGCCAGUGGAGAAGCCCAUUGUACAGUACGCCAAAGAAUUUGGUUACAGUCAGCAGUGUUCGCUCCCCAGGGCAGGCCCCGAGUUGACUAGUUCUGAAGGAGGCCUGCCUUUGCUCCAAUCCCAGGGACUGCAGUAUGCGGGUCCGGCUCCAGGGCUGGCUGUGGCGCCCCGUCAGCAGCACGGCAGAACUCACCCCCUUAGGAGACUGAAAAAAGCAAACGACAAAAAACGGACAAGCAACCCCUUCUAUAAUACCAUGUGAUUCUGAGCCUACACAUGGAACUUUCUAAAAGAAAUGUUUAUAAAAGGGGCAGGUGUAAUAUGUAAGGAACAUGCACUUUAUUGGUUAAUUUUAUAAUAUUUUGGUCAUUUUACUGUUCCUGGCGCAUGCAGGGUUUGGGUUUUUUUCUCUGUGUAUGUGUGUGAGAGAGAGAAAGAUUGAUUUGGACAACUAGACCAUUUUUAUCAUUUUUUAUUUUUAGAAAAUUCAAACCUCAAAAAAUACUCAUUUUCAAAGAGCACCUUUAUCAAAGGCAAAUUGCUGUUUUUCAAUCAGCUCCCCUCUGAGAAAAAAACAUGCCUGCUUGCUUAAGGAAGGAAGCAGAUGGGGAGAAUGGAGAUGAAGCUGGAAAUCGGAAAUGCUCACCUGGGCCUGUGUGAUGAUGGUUUGGGCUUCAGACCUGAUGCAUAGGAUUGGACUGAAGGGCAGCCACACGUCCAUGUGCUCUCAUCCUUGGGCCCCAGCCCACUGAGAGUUCCCCAAGUGGGCUGAUUCUGCUUUGCUUUCAAAGGGGGGUCUUCCAGAAACCACUUCUGGAUUCCAGAGUGUAUCAUUUCCAAAAGGCAUGAUAAUGGCUGGCUUUGUAAACUUACCAAGCAAAUAGUUUUUUUUUCCCCCAAGCACAUAAUUUUUAAAUUAAAAGAGAACCCCCAAAUGAAAUCUUGAGAGAUCCUGUGUAGAAGAAAGUAUAGGAGGAGGUGGAAGCGAAGUGUGCAGAGGCUGCGGCACAGUAUCUUCCAGGUCAGUGGGCUGCACAUAGGCAGUUAUCCUGGACCUCCCUGCCAGGAAAUGUGCUCUGCAACAUCCUCUCAACAAAAACAUAAUAGGGACAAGUUUGAAAAACAGCAAUUGAAAGUCAGUGUGUUCUUGUAAAAUGAAUACAUCCGUAGGGUUUUAACACUUCCAUUACUUGAAUAAUUCUGUGGGCCUUCUGAGUUUAAUGGCCAUUUUUUUUCCAAUUUACUUUACUUCCUCGUGCUGUUUCUCCCAGUGCUGCCUUUUUUUUUUUAAUUUCAUAGAUGAUAUUUAAAUUGUUACGUUACCUAUGUAUAACCUCCGUUGAACGCAAAGUUUUCUUAUCGAUGUUAUCACCGUUAACACUUGACAUGGGGUUUUUUUUUCUCCUUUUCCUGGAAGAUUUGUCAUUUCUCUACUUUAUACACAGUAUUUAUGUACAUAAUGUUGUCACUUCCUUACAGUGUUUUGUUGUUGAUGUCGUAGGGUCUUUUUGAUUUAAUCUUUUUAAGAAGGAGUAAAGCUGCAACUGGAGAAAACACAUACCACAGAAAUAAAGCUGAUGGGUGUUGGUAGGAAUCUGCAGAGUCUAUUGAUGGUGGUUGUAAUCAUUUAAAUGGAGACUUCUGAUCGCCAGCUCCUGCCAAGUUAUGUUUUAGUAACUUCCUCCUUGGAGAAACUCCUUCAGGCUCCCAUAGGUCACAUUUUGACUGAGAGCUGAAUUCUCUUUGAGGCUGAAAUCCCAGUGGGUUAUUUGCCAGUAGCUGAGCCACAGCCAGGGAGUGUGUAUGAGUGUUCCUGCUGCCCAGGGUGGAAGUUUCUAAUGCUAAGGGCAGGCACCCAUUAUGACUCCGGUGUCAUUACAACUUUAGGAUGCUGUUGCUUUGCUGCUUUCGUGGAGAUGCCUAACACAGGAGCACUUGCCAUAAACAAGCCAGUUUGAGCUUCUUACAGAAAACAUUCAGCCUGGAAUGAAACACCUGUAGCUCAUCAAAACUGAAGAGGUUUGCAGAUUUGCUUCCUGGUGCUUCGGUGGAUGUCCACAUUGCUGAGAGAUUGACCGAGUACAGCCUUGGGCUUUGGUAUUUGGCUCAUCCCGGCACUGAGAGGAAAAGACAGAUGCCCAGAUAUCAAAGGCCACAGUUUGGUGGGAGCAGAUAGUAGGGUGACCUGCAGGAGAGAGGAAAGGUGGACUGAGGUCAUUCAUAGGUGCUCCAGGGGAGCUGUGAAUCCAGUUCCUGUGUGGAAGCUACAGUUGGGUCUCACAUCACUGCUGGGAGGUAGAUUGGACAGAAACCUCCUGCUCUUAGUGUCUCUAGGAUGUAGUAAUUACACGUACUUGUGCUGUCCUUAAAUAGUUCCCUUAAAUGUUUAAAUAUAUCCUCCACAUGGCUUUGUGGUUCCUGGAUAUUCAAUGUGCUGUAAAGUGUUUGGGUUUAGGUGGUAUUUGUAUCAAUGUGAAGAGGAUCGCAAGACAGGGUUAUGAAUUUCCAAGGCUCAUCCAUCUAAAUGGCCCUGUCUUGUUGAGGCAGUUCCACCACCCUCAUUAUGAUAGGAAAAGGACAGGAAGUGUGGCAGGGUUGGGGAGAAGGAUUUGCAUGGAGGUGAAGAGAGUAGUGUCCCCUCCUUAACCCUUUGCAAUGAUGACCUCCCUCACAUUAAGUACAAGCAGGAUCGACAGUAUUGCCCUGUUCUCUCUCAUCCUGCAACUGCGGUUAAUACUGCAUUAAAUAACAACAGAGAGGGGGAGGAGAUCCUCUAAUGCUGUGAAGAAAACUUUUUUUUUUUUAUAGAAAAAGGGGAAAGGAAAUAGUCUUGGUCUGCCUUCCUUUUUUUGAAUUACAUUUUUUGUUAUCAUUUAAUUUGCCCACUUAAAUAAACAUCCUCUAUAUGGGGUCUGUAAUUCAACCAUGCCAUAUAGGGUUUUGCCAGCCCUUUCAAACUCCCACAACUGAGUGUUCUUAUUUGCAUAGCUGAGCGAUGUCCAGGGAAAAUACAUGAUAAGCUAUCAAGGACUUUUCAGACUUUCUUCUCUUCAAACUUUUUGAUAAUCUUGGGUGGUUUAUUUCCCUUCUCUGUUCAUGGAAAACUCAGAUACAGAACAGCAGGUCUAGUAGGUUGACAGAGAUGAGUAGGAAAAGUCUUGACCUCUUGCUCAAUGCCUCUCUUUUGAAAUCCACCAUAGUCUGACUCUCAGUUACUCUGGAGGAGAGAGAGAGAGAGAGAGAAAUAUGUGUAUGUGUGUGCACACGCGCGUGCAUACACCUGCACAUGCAAAAACAAAGUAACGUUUUGGUGAAUGGGGUAAAAACCCCAGAAGCACACAACUUUUGAGCUGUAAUCUAGAGGGUUACCUGGUCAUUAGGAAGGAGAGAAACCCCAACCCUUUCUUGAUUUCAGAAACACUUAGGUGUAGUGUAUACUAGAGUAGACCUGUAGUACUGUAGUGUAGUAAUAUUCAUCUCUCAUUUUGGUUGCCUUUCAGAUUCUUAAUGCUUGGGAUCAUUCUUAGCAUCCCAACCUCUUAAGGCUCUCUAUCUAGCAGUUUCCUGGUUCUGUACCUUUAUUGGGGACUUCUCAUUUGGGGAACUACCAAGAGCUCCAAGGAUGGCCUAAGAAUGAUAGCCCAGGCUCUGAGGUCCCCUCCUGCUAAAGGGGCCCAGACAAAUACUUUUGGAUAGACCUGAAGUUUCUGAGACAUAGCAGCUCACAAAAAUCUUCACCUAUUCCAUCUGAGAAUUUCAGUUUUAAAGCAAUCCAGGCAUGUUUGGUAAAGAUGUUUUCGUGGGAGUUUUUUCUUUUAAAAAAGAAAGCAUUAUUGCGAAGAGGGUCACUUUUAAGGGCAUUUUAAAAUUUUUAAAUCCAUUCUUAGGCUCUUUUUGAAAACUAUUUGUGGAUACUUUGUUUACAUUGUGAUAAUUAAAACGUGCAUCAUCUUGACAGCCACUGAGUCCCCUCGUCCAGGCACCCAGCCCCGGCUGUCCUGUGAAUCCUCAAACAGAGCAGGGCCACAGUGGCCAACCCUCAGGGGUGAAUGAGGAGGACCUGGAGCUGACUCCCAUCUGUCCUGCUGUCCUGUUCAGCACUCUGUGUGGAAAUAGCCCUUUCCUCAGUCAGUGAUGGUGUGUCUUACAGUGAUGGUUAUAAUGGUGAAUGGCUAGUGUCAUUUUUGUCUAAUUUUGUUUUGCUUUUUGAUGGUAGAUGAAAUUUUAGCUCUUUCAGCACCAAUGCAACUUGAAGGUAUCUUGGACUUUGUUUUCCUUUCCAGACUAGAAGAUCAAGGCAUAUAUUAGGCAUAAAUGUACUUGCUGCCUCAGCUCCUCUGACACUCAUAUUAGGAAAAAGCCCACCUCCAAAGCAGGAAGCUGCAUGCUCCUCACUCCUGUUCCAGGGCUUUGAGGUCCCUUGAUGCCAUGGAGAGCUAUUGCAAGGUGCUUCUGUACUUUUCCACCCUGGAAGUGGAGGGUGACCGGGCCUGGCUCUUGCUAUGAAAAGAAAACCAGCCUCAUUUUCUCAGUGCCCCAGAGAUCAGGACAGGAUUUCUAAACUAGAGUCAUCAUUGGCUUGAAGAUGCCUCAAAGGGUCUAUGACUAGUGCUAGUCAUCUGUGUCCUCACAGCGACACUGGUGGUAGCAUCCUCCGUGCACAUGCAGAGCUAAUACCCAGGGCUUAAUUGAAGCUGAUGACUCAAUCUGGAAACUGGGUAACUGGCCCUGAAAUGAUUCUCAGUCAACAGGCCUGCAGGCAAUUGUUUGGUUUUUCUGUUUUUGGGGGGUUUUGGUUUGCCUGGCAUAGCUUAAGGUGCCUUUUAUUUUUUUUUCUUCCUACUUUAUUUCAUAGGACUUGUUCUAAAUGUAGAACGCAAGUCCAAAAGACUCUCCCACUGACUGUUAACUUUGCCCCAGGCCAGUCCCAAACUUUUAUGCUCACAUUUUAUUAAAUAAAGCAGGUGCUCCCUGGAAUCUCUGGGACCUUUUUGAGGCAUUUGAAGCAGAAUAUAAAGAGUGGUCUCAUCUCCUUCCUUAAUCUUCCUGGUGGUUGGGAUGUUCCACUUGUAUCAUAGAUUUUUUUUAUUACUGAUGUGCUCUGCUGUUUUUAAAUGUGAACUUGUGCGCAAAUGUGCGGAUUCAAUGUUCUUGUUACAGAUUAAAUAAAUUUUUAUUUUGAAG
Messenger RNA from Nyctereutes procyonoides (raccoon dog), 9439 nucleotides. It is a transcript of the gene SSH2, whose product is annotated as slingshot protein phosphatase 2. The record is from RefSeq and is a predicted model, not a curated record. Gene Ontology annotation, cellular component: cytoplasm. Gene Ontology annotation, molecular function: actin binding; protein tyrosine/serine/threonine phosphatase activity. Lineage: Eukaryota; Metazoa; Chordata; Mammalia; Carnivora; Canidae. Bases 192 to 4517 code for a protein of 1441 amino acids. The transcript has 16 exons. Gene Ontology annotation, biological process: actin cytoskeleton organization; protein dephosphorylation; negative regulation of actin filament polymerization.